AAGUGAUGAAUAAAUUAUUGUCACUCAAAUUCUAACUAUCAGCAUUUUCUGUGGAAACUGACUAUGCAUUAUAUGUAAUGUAUAUCAUAGUAUAGUCUAUUAUUUCGUUUGUAAUGUAUAGAACAAACACAUUGGUUAACUAAUUGAAUGCAUUAUGGUUCUCAGACCUUCUGCCGUUUUUUUUCUUCUUUCUUUCUCAACGCCAUUUAACUCGAUGUUGUUGUUGCCUUGACCCGGGCAGUGGACUCUAUUAACUGACAACGGCUCGUCAUCGUCCAUUACCGUUUCCUUACCCGGCAAGGAGCCGGAGCGUUCAUCUCCUGGUCUGUUUUUGUUGUUGUUUUUUUGCCUGCCACGAUGGCUUCUUCCUCUGCAAACGACGACGACCUCACCAUCCCCAGAGCAGCCAUCAACAAGAUGAUUAAAGAGACUCUCCCGAACGUGCGAGUGGCCAACGACGCCAGGGAGCUCGUGGUCAACUGCUGCACGGAGUUCAUCCACCUCAUCUCCUCCGAAGCCAACGAAAUAUGCAACAAGUCCGACAAGAAGACCAUCUCUCCUGAACACAUCAUCAACGCUCUUGAGAGCCUGGGUUUCGCCUCGUACAUCACGGAGGUAAAAGACGUCCUCAUGGAGUGUAAAACGGUGGCUCUGAAGAGGAGGAAGGCCAGCUCUAGACUGGAGAACCUGGGGAUCCCAGAGGAAGAGCUCCUCAGGCAGCAGCAGGAAUUGUUUGCCAAGGCGCGGCAGCAGCAGGCGGAGCUCGCCCAGCAAGAGUGGAUCCAGAUGCAGCAGGCCGCCCAGCAGGCACAGAUGGCAGCGGCGUCCGCCAGCGCCGCCCAGCAGGCCAGCUCCUCUCAGGACGAAGACGAGGAGGAUGACCUGUGACUCCCAGGACUCCGCUCCUCCAGGAUCCCCCUCCUGGGACCCCGCUGGCACACGACUCCCUCGGUGCGGUCAUUGGCAGAGACGCGAUGCGGGUUUGACCGCUGCCUUACAUCCGUGUAACAUGGCUAAUGCACAUCGGACUGGACGCCGAAGAGAAAGAUGACCGCGGUGUUCAAGACGGCCUCACUCGCGUUCAGGCACCGGAACCUGAAAAUUAUUUGGAUCGAGAGGCUGCAGAGUUUUCGCUGAGCCUCUCCCUCUUUUCCUCCCCAGAUGCUUCUGUUUAAUUCAAUCUUGAUAUUUUGUUGUGAGUGAUUUGUAGAUUUCUGGAUGUGUUGUGGACGCUGAGGGCAUUGCCCGGAAUAUGUCAGUGAAUUUUGGUGAUGUUGCAACAAGUGUUCGGAGCCGCGGGCGCUGCACCGGAUCGCUUCGUCACGUUAUCCGUUGUACUAGAUCAUGUUCGGUGCUUUAGAAUAAUUUCAGAGCAGUCGAUUUCUCCCUUCUUGUGGUUUGAUGGUCACUUUAACAGAAAGGGUUAUCUCUACCCCCCCCCCCCCCUCCCUGAUACAUGUGUUCAUCAGAGGAGUUGUGAAUAUUGGAAUCUUUCUUCUUCUUUUUUCGUGAAGUAGAGAAUUAAAUGGACAUUUUGGUUGAUUUUUAGCUCUUUCUGAUGCUUAAUGUUGCAUUUUUCUUUCAUGAACCACCCGCAGUAUUGCUAAUUAGCUACACGUUUCAGAAACUCAAUAUUUUAGUCUCAUAGAACCAAAGAUAGAAGAGAUGGAGGAGACUCACAGCCCAAAGUUGGUGGUUUUUUUCUUAUUCUUUUUUUUUUAAAGGUGUAAUGCUGAGGUGAUUCUUGCUGCUGACUCCGGGUCAGUCUGAAAAAUGUUAAGGAUUAUUAACCUUGGAAUUUGUAAGAUGCUUUGAUAUCCAGGCUGAAUUUGUUAUUCCCCCUCUCUUCGGGUGCAGUAUCAAACAUUUGCAUUGUGACUGUGGCCAAUCCUCAGCGUAAAGACAAGUAACCUGUUGUGAUACACAUUCGCUCGCCUAUGCUACGGAGUUGUAUUCUUUCAGCAAUAAAGGAAUCAUAUUUUAGAGACAA
Pseudoliparis swirei is the source of this 1990-nucleotide messenger RNA. RefSeq names its product protein Dr1-like. Gene Ontology annotation, cellular component: negative cofactor 2 complex. The transcript is spliced from 3 exons. The record is from RefSeq and is a predicted model, not a curated record. Gene Ontology annotation, biological process: negative regulation of transcription by RNA polymerase II; chromatin remodeling; RNA polymerase II preinitiation complex assembly. Gene Ontology annotation, molecular function: protein heterodimerization activity; core promoter sequence-specific DNA binding; TBP-class protein binding. NCBI's taxonomy places the organism in Eukaryota, Metazoa, Chordata, Actinopteri, Perciformes, Liparidae. The coding region runs from base 358 to 888 and encodes 176 amino acids.